This is a messenger RNA of Orbicella faveolata, 3696 nucleotides long. Its product is annotated as cilia- and flagella-associated protein 69-like. NCBI's taxonomy places the organism in Eukaryota, Metazoa, Cnidaria, Anthozoa, Scleractinia, Merulinidae. The record is from RefSeq and is a predicted model, not a curated record. Gene Ontology annotation, cellular component: non-motile cilium; sperm midpiece. Gene Ontology annotation, biological process: positive regulation of flagellated sperm motility.
GCUUAUGUGAAAAGUCGAAACUUCGAAACGUCAGCUUUUGGUGGAAAAUCUACAGUCGUCAACUUUGAGUUUCAACAAGAGAAAAUGGUUUCAAGUUGUUAGUCAUGCUAUUCACGGGCUAGGGAGAGAAGGAAAGUUGGAAAGAGCUACCUUGCCGUUUAUGACUGGACAAAAAUAUGGACGUUUCCUCUCGGUUAGCUUGUUCUCAGGCUCUCUCUCCUCUGCCUCCCAACGACGAAAGGGAGGCAAAGGAGAGAGAGCCUGGUACGAGGUUGGAUCUGAGUAUCAGGUAUAAACAUUCAAAAGAAUUACAAAUUGAAAACUAUAAGGCAGAAAAGUGUUAUCUUGUGAAAAAUCACAAACGUUUCAGGCAUAGCCCUUCUUUAGUGUGAAACCCAAAUACAUGUAUCAGUAUACGAGUAUCAGGUAGCCUGCGAGCAGGCUCUUCGUGAGGAAAGAAAGAUGGAGAGGAAAGGGGAAGGAGCAAUCCUACCGUGUUUGACUGGACGAAGAAAAAUUGACGAGUGUCGUUCUCCGCUAAGCUAUUUAAAGAUCGAGAGCCUGUUCGUAGGCAAGCGAGCCCAACGACUCCGCGGUCAGCGGUCUGUUAGCCCAUUGUUAAAUUUGAUGUGGUUGCUAGGCAACAGUUUGCAAUAAGAGACGAUCGGCGAAGAGAUCAAAAUGGCGGCUGCAACAGCGCGGCAAAUUCCCGUUGUAAAUAACGUGAUAACAGACGAAGACUUCGAAAAGUUGCGGACCGAAGGAAAGCAUUCUGGCAAACUUGUUCCAGUUAGCGUUCUCAAAACACACAAACUUCUCACAGACAAACACUCGAAAGAACUGGUAGAUCGUCAUGUACGAGCCAUCCACAGACUUACCAAAUACUUCUGUCAUGGAUUUCUCAUGAAAGAUGUUGACUUGGUGUGUGACAUGAUCACAGUUUGUAGAGAAAGAUUAGAGACAGACCUGCAAUACGAGAAACCUUUAUGUGACUUGAUUAAAGUCUGUGGGUUAGUAUCUGAUACAUGUACAUAUCCAUGGUGCUCAUUAGGAUUUCCUGCUAAGUACCACUAUCUGAUUAAACUGUGUUUGCUUAUUAUAGCGCUGAACUGUGAUGACAUGCUGUCAGUUAGUGCAGCCGGUUUGUUGUGCAGUGGAAUUAAUAUCCCAGACCCCUCUGCCAGGCUUGUUUUCCGAACUGUUGAGAUUCUCUGGAACUUAUUGGAAUUUGGUUCUAAACAGGAGGUGAGUUGAAGAAAUGNGUGCAGCAAAGAAAUUCAUGCAAUAAGAGAUGCCUUUGUCAGACAACUCAAAGAAGGUUACAGCCUGGCUGAUAAACAGCUGAGAAAUGAUUUGCUGGUAAUUGCGUCACUGGUUGUAUCUCUCUGUCCAACCUCUCCUUUUAUGGAAACUGGUUUUACCAAGCUGAUUGUUUUACUGGCAACUUUCACGGAAGUUAAAAGCCAUCAUGAACUGGUGAGGAAUCUUAAACUCUACCAGACCCAUGAGGACUUUGAAUUCAAGAAACUACUCAUGAGCAUUUUAGUGUUGCUGAGUGCAGAUUCUGCCAGCUUUGCGAUUUUUUCUGAAGGACGCGUCGUUUUGUCGCUGUUUUCAUUUGUGCGAGCAAAUGACAACACCUCCACCUCUGAGUGGUCCCCAGCACAGUUUGAAGAGCUGCAAUUACAGGCGCUAGAUACAUUAAGUACUGUUGCACCACUGUGUUUGGAGGAUUACAUGACGUGUCAGAGUAACACUAGAUUACUGAUGCUGCUUGAGUGGUGUGUGGGACAAGCCGACUAUGGUGGUCAUGGCAACAGUUUCCAUGGCUCUGGUGGUCGUGGUAACAAGCGGGCUCAGAUGCGGUAUUGUCUGCGGCUCAUCAGAGGCAUGGUGUCAGUGGGAGAUGAUGGCUUGAAUCAGGAUCUUGUUGAUCAAGGAGCCAUCAAUCAGAUUGUUGGAAUCCUUUUGAAUGCCAGCACCAGUACUGAUGAGAAUGACCUCGUUGAUGUUGAAAUGCAGUGUGACAUGUUGUUUAUUGUGGCUUCUCUUUGUGAAGGAGACACACACAAGAAGGAACUGUUCGGUGCUCAAGGAGUGCAGGUGUUAGUUGAAUAUCUGAAGAGGGAUCCUAACAAGAUCAACAGCCCGCUGGGACAUCAUCAGCUACUGCUGUCUGCAGUAGACUGUGUGUGGUCUGCUGUACUGGGAUGUUAUCUGACCGAGCAGCUUUUUCUUGAGAACGAUGGAGUGUUUCAUCUCAUGGAUUUAUUACAGGUAACUCAAACUAAUUGCCAUCAAAUGCACCAAAGCACAAGCUGUCACGCAACCCUUUGUCAUCUUUCUGCUGGCUUCCGCAAUGCCUCAGCCAAUCAAAGAGCAUCAAAGAGCCACACGUGCGAAUUGUUUAAUGAACGCGUGGUUUCUUUGACGUCUUCGCAAGCUGUCGCUCAACCCUUGGCUUUGCCAUCUUUUUACUGGCUUUCGAACUGCCUCGGCCAAUCAAAGAGUAUCAAAGAGCCACACGUGCAAAUUGCUUUAUGUGUUGCACAGGCUCUGGCGCAUGUACAGGCCUGGCGAGGGGAAAAGCAGAUUACAGCCGGCAAACUACUGGUGGAGUUGUGGAAAAAGGAGGAGUCAAACAUGGGUGUACCACGUGAUAAAACGGGCAAAAUAACAGACCUCAAGCGGCCUCUCAUGGGAACUGUCCAAGAGCGCCAAGGUGUCAUUCCGUUACCCGCUGACCGGCCUAGCCAAGCGAUCGUGGACGUGUCUGAAAACAUGAGAGCAAAACUGUACUCCAUGUUUUGUAAACUUGGGUUUAACGCAGUUCCUGGUCUAUCAACUCUGGAUUAUGUCACAGUUGCUGUAAUCGAGAAAUAUCUCGACUUUAAGAUGCUGGAAGUGUGGCAUGAGAUUAAGGUGGAGCUUGAACAAGAAAACAUCAGACCCGUUUCUCCAGACGUCGACAACAUGAUGGAAAUCACCAGGAUACUGAACGAUAGGGCGGCAGGAGUGUCAGCUACUCAGAAUCAGCUAUUGCAAGCUCAGAGAAAUCAGGAACUUAUCGAGGAAGAGGAGUAUUACGAGUUUGUAAAGGAAAAUCAUCGCCAGGAGGAGAAGGCUUUCAAGGAUUUUUGUGAUUUUGUGGACAGAACAUCUGAUUACACAGUUCUCACGGCAGCGAAACGAAAGCAGUUAAGCGCCAUAGACGCUUCAAGGCUUCAAGGAAUACCAACAGGGACACAUCAUGACGCACUACAGGAAGACCUUAACACAACGACUUUCUGUGGCAGACAAGUGGAAAUCGAGAGCACACCACUUGAAAUAACAAGAACGAUCCUCGAUACGACCUCAACGGACGAGGACAAAAAGACUCUUGUUGUAGCGUAACUGAGAGUCGGCCUCAACAAUGGCUCGAAUGUCACUGAAAUUGGGGAACAUUCCGAAUAGAACCCACAAAAAUUAUUGUAAAUAAUAUAUCAGGUGUAGAUUGUAAAUAAGUUUAGUUGUCGCCAUCAGGCUUGUGAGGAUUUUUUAAAAAAUUAAUGUGUUUUCAUAUCACUUGUACAUAAAAAGCUAGCAUUAUAGUUGGCGUUCUGAAGAAGCCGAACUCUGCUGUAAAGAUGUUCGAUGGCGAAGUAAACAUCUGUGUAGUGUUAUUUAUAUUGUACAAAAUGAAAAAUGAGUCAUGAA